Messenger RNA from Impatiens glandulifera, 806 nucleotides. Its product is annotated as 28 kDa heat- and acid-stable phosphoprotein-like. Gene Ontology annotation, molecular function: RNA binding. Gene Ontology annotation, cellular component: cytosol. The transcript has 6 exons. NCBI's taxonomy places the organism in Eukaryota, Viridiplantae, Streptophyta, Magnoliopsida, Ericales, Balsaminaceae. The record is from RefSeq and is a predicted model, not a curated record. Bases 91 to 594 code for a protein of 167 amino acids.
CCUCAAUAAAGACUUGAUCUUCUAACCAGCCAAGACUAUACCUUGGCCUUCUUCUUCUGCAGAUCCCAUUUCUCUCGAUAGUGUAAUAACAUGGGAAGGGGUAAGUUCAAGGGAAAGCCCACUGGCCGCCGUAUGUUCUCCACUCAAGAGGAGAUGAUUACAGGUUUAUCUGCCCGUCCUCGUACAUUUAAAAAGGAAGAGCUGAAAGAUAAAGAACAAGACAGAUCUGAUGAAGAAUUGGAACAAGACUCUGAUCAUGAUCAAGAUCAAGAUCAUCAAAAAGAAGAAGAAGCCAAAAAACAAAAGGGUGUUCAAGGGAUUAUUGACAUUGAGAAUCCCAAUUUAGUGAAGCCAAAAUCAGUACUUAAAGCUAGAAACAUUGAUACUAAGAAGACAACAACAACAACAACUGAACUGUCGAGGCGCGAAAGACAAGAAAUAGAGAAACAAAAAUCCCAUGAAAGAUACAUGAAGUUACAAGAACAAGGAAAGACAGAUCAGGCUAAGAAGGAUUUAGAGCGAUUGGCACUUAUUAGACAACAACGAGCAGAGGCUGCCAAGAAGCGACAAGAAGAGAAAUCAAGUAAAUGUUAAUAAUCUCCAUUUGAAUAACAAGAAGCUUGUAUUUGAAUUCCUGAAUAUGAUUAUUAAUGUUACAAAUAAAACUGGAAAUUAAUCUCAGACAGACAUUACUGAGUUUCCUAAAAAUGGUUUUGAUUACAUUUGUGAGUUUGUCUAUCUGUCAUGUCAUGUGUGAAUCUUCUAAAUAAAUAUUGAACAUAUAAACAUGGAUAGAGUUUUUUUCU